Molecule: messenger RNA, 3132 nt
Organism: Nannospalax galili (Upper Galilee mountains blind mole rat)
Lineage: Eukaryota; Metazoa; Chordata; Mammalia; Rodentia; Spalacidae
Gene: Spdl1
Product: spindle apparatus coiled-coil protein 1
Biological process (GO): mitotic spindle assembly checkpoint signaling; establishment of mitotic spindle orientation; mitotic metaphase chromosome alignment
Cellular component (GO): outer kinetochore; spindle pole
Molecular function (GO): kinetochore binding
Source: RefSeq, a predicted model, not a curated record
AGAAAACGGAAGUACCUGUACUCAAAAAGAGAUGUGAGGUGCUACCUUUGGAUAUAACCACCCCGAAAGAAACAUGUGCUGCCAGCGCUGUUGGGGAAGAAGUUUCUAGACUCCCACUUCAGAAAGAGUCCUGUGUUAAUAAUUUAAAAGAAAACAAUUUACAGUGGGACAAAACAGUUUCUUCAGACGUGCUUAUAACCAGUCUCUCUUCUCCUACGAAUCUGCCCCUGGAUACGCUACCGAAGAAGGAAAAGAAAAGUGUGAAGCUUGUAGACAGUCCAGCCAUGGCCAAAGCCUUACGUGAACAAAGUGGGAACACUCCAAGCUCCCCCAGGUUAACUGUUGAAUCAAGGCUUCAAACAGAAGUGAAAGAAGAGAAAGAAACCACAAGCAAAUUGGGGAAAGACUCUUGUAAGAAAUCUCACUCGAUUAUGUACGUAUCCUCCAAAUCAACUCCAGAGACCCAGUGUCCACAGCAGUAGUGAAACCUGCAUGGGCUAGGGGCUUAGUGAAGAGCGAAGAGCACCCUCUUGUGGAGACUUUGCGGAUACUCAUUACUAAGACCUGGAUACUUCUUUGACCAAGUAUUUUUUGAUUGAUUCUAACCCAGAAGUUUGUUAAGUGAUGAUCUGAUCCUUCAUUAAGUGUCUGUGAAUCAUAGUGAAUAAACUGUUAACAGAAGGAAAAUGUUUUAAUUUAAAUCUAUUUGCUGCAUUUGAUCUGGAUUUUUAAAGUUACAAGGACACUUAAUCUACCUUCAGAGCCCUAUUUUGGAAAAGAGAAUAUUGAAGUCAUUCAUUAUUAUAUUUUCCUUUGUAAUUUUUAAUGGACUUAACAUUUUUCUCCUGUGUUAUAAAAAUAGCAAAUUUGGCUUGAAAAUGUUAUUAUUGUAAGUUUUUUAUGGUUUAAAACCCCUAUAUUAGUCUUUGUAUUCAUAUAUGUAUUUAGAUUUUCAUGACUCAAACAUAUGAAAUAAGUAAUUUUGAAAUUUAAAAUAAAAUUGCAGUAAUUUCUUCCCUUUCUAUUUUCUUAAUUCUACGUAAGCAAUAGGACAUUAACAAAACAGAACAAGAAGAAAAAUGAACUUCAAGUAUUCUUAUUUCCUGAUAAUGUAAUUUAAUGUAUUUAUAUAUCUUAUGCAGUUUAAUUUAUGUGAUUGUAUGUACACACUUGUAUAUCAUGAAGAUACUUAAUUCUAAACUUAUCAAAUGGUUUUUUUUUUUUAAUUUAAGUAAUUAUAGGUUGGUCUGUAACUUCUGUGUUUUUAUAUUGGUAGGUGAAUAGGAAAAAAGAGAUUCAUUAUUGGGAGUUAGCUCACCAGAUUUUGGGGAUAAGUCUAAGUAUAUAGUGGGGGUUAGCAAGCUCCAGAAAAGAUAGAACAGGACAUUAGUUCAGAGUCCCAAGUUUGAUUUUGCAUUGUGUGUUCUUAUGAUAGCUAUCCCAUUUUAUUUAGUACUUUAGGUUUUGCUGGACCUGUUUUUUAAUCGGCAUUAAAGAUAGUUUUAAGACAUUUAUGAAAACUUAAACCUUGCAAGAAAUCAGAGUCUUACUUUGUAUAUGUCUUCUAAAUCAACUCAGACCAGUGCCCACAGAGGUUGCUCUACUGAUGGGUGAUGUAUCCCAUGUUUGAAAAGGCAAUCUGCGUUGCUCAGACUCCACUAACUUUAAUGCUGAUUUCAUCCCAGACCACAUACCUGAGCACCGCAGCCUCGGCACAGCAUUAAUCAUCAUCGCGGGUAUGGGGUCUAUCUAUCAAUUAAAUGUCUGCUAAAAUUUGUUAGGUAAUAGCACAUUGCCUCUAACAUCGAAAUAUAUCAAUAAACUUGUUUAAAUUUGCAAAACAACAAAAAAAACCCAACAGUUUUAGGAAAUCAGAACAUUCAUAUUAAACGGUAUCUCCUGAAAAAAGCAGCGAAAGGCACUAGGGAUAAAGAACAAUUUCAACUGGAGAAUUUUCUCAAGUUGGUGACCAUGCUAUGUGAGUUCAUAUUAGAGAAAUGUAGAUGGGUUCCUUCCAACACUUGAGUUUUUACUUGAGCUAUCCGGAAAACAACAAAAAUCAACCCUCCCCGCAACGAAAGGAAACCACCCCUCGGGGCUCAUAGUUAAGUAGAGGAGAAGUGGCAGUUGUGAUGUUGCCAGUAAUAGUUACGAUUAGCUGUGUAGGUCUCCUGUUCCAGGUGUUCUUCAUUCAUCAACUACGUUUAACUGAGCAUAUCUGUGACUAGGUGUAAUAUUGAUCCCCAUUUUGAAGAUAAGUUGACAAGACCUUAGAAGGUUACUUGUCUAAGGUCACAAGUGUUAAUGAGAAAAUUAAUCAGUUUAUGUGUGCCAAGUACUGUAGAAAUGGAAGCAAACAAGCUGCCUGGGGCGUUUUAGAUUUUUGUCAUCUCUAAGCUGAGAUUGCUUCAGAGGUUUCCUAAGACCCGGAGGGAGAGACUUCUAUUACAAGUAGGAGGAAAUGGUUUGAAGAAUAGGGGUGUGAAACAUGCUUUUUUACAAUUUCAUAUAUAUAGAGAUGAUAAAUUUUUAUCAUUUUCACCCCCUAUUUACAUCUUUCAUCUUCCCUCUCCCUCUGAAACCUUUCCAGCAAGUCCCCUCCUAUUUAUGUCUUUGAGGGUGUGACCCAGUGAGUUUAAUUAGGGUUUCCUGCAUGGGCAUAGGUCAGGGGUUACUUACUGGAGUGUAAACAACUUAGCAGAGGCUACCCACUGAAGAAAAUGACACCCCUUUCCCCAGCCACUGCUAAGAGUCCCUAUAGGAGGAGUGGGGCCUCCCAAGUCCCUUCCCCCCAUCUAUGAACCCCAGUCUGCUGCAGGUCUUGUACAGGUCACCACAGCUGCUGUGAGUUCAUGUGUGCAACAGUCAUGUCAUGCCCAGAAGACAGUAUUUUGCAGCUCUCCUCAUCCUCUAGCUUGUACAUUCUGGCAUAUUCCCAGAACCUUAGAAAGGAUGAUACUGAUGUCCCAUUUGGAGCUGAGCAUUUAACCACUGCCUCUGUAUAAAGAGAAGCUUCCUUAUCAAAGGCUAUGCUGGCCUAUGAAUAUAAGACAAGCAUGUAGAAAGCAGUUGGACAAUAUGUCCAUUUUUCAAAGUAGCAGUAGUAUGUACGAUACCCCUGAGGGCCAAUGA